Molecule: messenger RNA, 1639 nt
Organism: Apaloderma vittatum (bar-tailed trogon)
Lineage: Eukaryota; Metazoa; Chordata; Aves; Trogoniformes; Trogonidae
Gene: NT5DC2
Product: 5'-nucleotidase domain containing 2
Exons: 14
Coding region: 76-1536 (486 amino acids)
Molecular function (GO): 5'-nucleotidase activity
Source: RefSeq, a predicted model, not a curated record
CCGACCGCGGGCAACCAGCCCCUCCCAGCCGAGGGAGCCGACACCAAGACCUACUUGUGGGCCAGGUACCACGAGAUGAAAAAGCUGGUCUACGAUCUCCUUCCACCUGGAGUCUGCAAUCUCCUCAACCCUGCCGCUAUCUAUGCCAACAACGAGAUCAGCCUGGGAGAUGUUGAGAUAUAUGGCUUUGACUACGAUUACACGUUAGCACAGUAUUCUAAUUUACUACAUUCUAUGAUUUUCAACACUGCCAGAGACAUCCUAAUAGAGCAAUUCAAGUAUCCAGAAGGACUUGGGAAGUAUGACUACAUUCCAGGGUUUGCCAUACGUGGACUUCACUAUGAUGUACAAAAGAGUCUUCUCAUGAAGAUCGAUGCUUUCCAUUAUGUCCAGCUGGGGACGGCAUACAGAGGGCUCAAACCAGUGCCUGAUGAAGAGGUAAUCGAACUCUAUGGGGGCACACAGCACAUCCCCUUGUACCAGAUGAGUGACUUCUAUGGCAAGGGUCCAUCACUUAAGCAGUUUAUGGACAUUUUUUCUCUUCCUGAGAUGACACUGCUCUCUUCAGUCAUUGAUUACUUCAUAACUCAUGGCAUUGAGUUUGACCAGGUCCACCUUUACAAGGAUAUAUCUGAUGCUAUUAGAGAUGUACAUGUGAAAGGAGUGAUGUACAAAUGGAUUGAAAAAGAUCUGGAACAGUAUAUUCUGCAUGGGGAUGAAAUCUAUGCUGUGCUAAACCGACUGGUGAACCACAAGAAGAAACUCUUCCUCAUUACAAACAGCCCCUUUAGCUUUGUGGACAAAGGAAUGAAACACAUGGUUGGCAAGAACUGGCGGGACUUAUUCGACAUGGUCAUUGUGCAAGCCGACAAGCCCAACUUCUUCACUGAUCGGCGGAAACCUUUUCGAAAACUGGAUGAUAAAGGCUCACUGCAGUGGGACAAAAUAAACCAGCUGGAGAAAGGAAAAAUCUACAAAGAGGGUAACCUCUUUGAUUUUCUGAGGCUGACAGGCUGGCGUGGAUCAAAAGUGCUCUACUUUGGUGACCAUCUUUACAGUGACCUUGCGGACCUUAUGCUGCGUCAUGGCUGGAGGACUGGAGCCAUCGUUCCUGAACUGGAGACGGAGAUUCGGAUCAUAAACACAGAGCAGUACAUGCACUCCCUGACCUGGCAGCAGGCUCUGACAGGGCUGCUGGAGAGAAUGCAGAUGUAUCAGGAUGCAGAGUCGAAGCAAGUAUUGCUGGAGUGGAUGAAGGAACGUCAGGAGAUCAGGUCACUGACAAAGAACUUGUUCAACCCUCAGUUUGGAAGCAUCUUCCGUACCUUCCACAACCCCACGUACUUCUCUCGGCGGCUGGUUCGGUUCUCCGAUAUCUACAUGGCUUCCAUCAGCUGCCCGGUGAACUAUGAUGUGAAUUUCACCUUUUACCCCCGGCGCACCCCUCUGCAGCACGAGGCUCCGCUCUGGAUGGAUCAGCUCUGCACGGGCUGCAUGAAAACCCCCUUCCUGGAGGAGAUGGUGCAUAUCCGGUGAAGGGCCAGGUACUCUGGGCAACGGCACAGCGUGAACCUGUACGUGGGGCCGGGCUGCUCGGGCAGCAGCACCUCUGUCUACCACUAAAGGGCGUUUGACACUU